Mycosarcoma maydis (corn smut) is the source of this 2016-nucleotide messenger RNA. RefSeq names its product 2-(3-amino-3-carboxypropyl)histidine synthase. Bases 1 to 2016 code for a protein of 671 amino acids. Gene Ontology annotation, biological process: protein histidyl modification to diphthamide. The transcript has a single exon. Gene Ontology annotation, molecular function: 2-(3-amino-3-carboxypropyl)histidine synthase activity. The record is from RefSeq and is a predicted model, not a curated record. Lineage: Eukaryota; Fungi; Basidiomycota; Ustilaginomycetes; Ustilaginales.
AUGGCAGCGUUCAGCACGACAGACGAGGCAGUUCUUACUGCCCCCCUCGAACUCAAUCCACUGGCGCAGUCAGCAACCGCUUCAUCCUCGGGUCGCUCGAUCUACUAUGUCUACGACAUCCUUUCCACAGCAGCCAAAAUUCACAGCGGUGGUUUCAAGCGAGUAGCUUUGCAAUUCCCAGAUGAAGCGCUCGUCGAUUCGGUUCCUGUAUACUGGGCGCUCAAGAGUGAGACUCGAAAGCUCUACUCUGCCGACGCUCAAUCAGCGAACACCGCGUCAGUCUCGACAUCGACGUCAGCGUUGGGCUCCAACGACGGCUUGCCACAGUUGUACAUUCUCGCAGACACAAGCUACGGAGGCUGCUGUGUGGACGAGGUAGCUGCUAAGCAUGUGGAUGCCGAUCUAGUUGUGCAUUAUGGUCAUGCUUGUCUCUCUGCUACUGCGAGGUUGCCAGUCAUCUAUGUGUUUACAAAGCAGCCACUCGAAGACGUUUCGGCUGCGGCAACCAGUCUGGCUGAAGAGACAAGUCGGAACAUCUGCAGCGGCGAUCCAUCUACAGACAUAGAAGCUCUGGUGCUGACGUAUGACGUCUCGUGGGAUCAUGUGAUUGACGAUGUCUUCCAUGCAACGCAACAGGCCCUGAAAGAACAGGGUGUGACGCUGCCGCUCGUCAGAACACAUGUCGACUUUAGAAGAAACUACGAAGACAAGCUGUACAAUGCAGAAUCUGUGGCUUCUGGUGCGGCGUUGUCAUCAGAAUGCGGCGGGGCGGUGGGAGGCUCAUGCUGUAAUGGAGUGCAACAGGUUGCUCCUUCCUCCUGUUGUAAUGGAUCGACUUGCGUGUCUGCCAAUUCGACGUCUACCGAGUUUUGCGCAACACCAACAUCGAGGUUGACGUCAACCUGUCCGUCGUCUGCCUCUUCUGUGUCGCAACUGAUCAAAGAGAUUGGCUCUGAUCGCUCAUCUCAACUGCUCGGUCCCUCUCGCAGUGUCACUCUUCCGCCAGGUAUCGAUCUCUCACAAUGUGGCUACCUUUACCUCGGACCUGAAUCGCUCUCACUCACCAACCUCCUACUCACCCUGGGCGCUGCAACUCGGCUGAUCUCCUACAACCCGCUUACGGGCCGGUCUCGGGUUGAAACCGGCUCAACGAAUCGGCUGCUGAUGAAGCGCUACGCUUGCGUGCUGAAAGCGCGCGAUGCAUCCGUCGUCGGACUUUUGGUCGGCACGCUUGGCGUCCACUCGUAUCUUCCCUUGCUCAAGUAUCUUCGUCAGCUACUGACGGCCAAACCGAGUAGGCGCAAAGUUUACACGAUUUCGGUGGGCAAAUUGAAUCCAGCGAAACUGGCCAACUUCCAAGAGAUCGAUGUGUUUGUCCUCGUAGCGUGUCCUGAAAACACGUUGGUGGAUAGCAAAGAGUUCUUUAGGCCGAUCGUCACGCCGUUCGAGAUGGAGUUGGCGGUCAAAGCGGCACAAAGACACGAGCUCGGUCAAGAGGGCGUAGAUUGGAGUGGAAAGUAUGUGUUGGAUUUCGAGCGCUUGGUGCCGCACGAAUUCAAGUCGAAUGGAAUCGAGGCCAACGGCUUAAAUGCCAAAAUGCAUUCGCUCCAGAUCGAGCAGAGUGACAAUGUUGACCAGGUGGAAUCCGAACGAGAGCCAAGCGAUGAUGAUCAACCGCAUUUUUCGCUCAUCAGUGGAACGUAUGUCCACAGACGCAAGUUUAACGCCAAGUCUACCUCGUCCACGUCCACCUUGCCGACGCCACAACAAGAUGAGCUGCAGAUGAUUGCCAACCAGGCUGGUGGAGCAAAUGAGGAUCAAGUGUUGGUUCGCAACGCUACCAGCGGCCAACUCACCACGGUGCUAGAGACCGCGUCGAUUGCACAUCUGAAAAAGCGUGGUUGGAAGGGUUUAGAACAGAGACUGGGAAUGGACGAGCCUAGUGUGCUGGAAGAAGGUCGACAAGGUAUUGCAAAGGGAUACAAGGAUGCCGGUGGAGAAGGCGAAAUUAUGUAG